Molecule: messenger RNA, 1794 nt
Organism: Penicillium argentinense
Lineage: Eukaryota; Fungi; Ascomycota; Eurotiomycetes; Eurotiales; Aspergillaceae
Product: WD40 repeat domain-containing protein
Exons: 2
Coding region: 1-1794 (597 amino acids)
Biological process (GO): mRNA splicing, via spliceosome
Cellular component (GO): catalytic step 2 spliceosome
Molecular function (GO): protein binding; mRNA binding
Source: RefSeq, a predicted model, not a curated record
AUGUCGGGCUUGCUAGGCGCUGCCUACGAUUCCAGCGACGAUGAACCUGGCGUGCCGAAGACUGCGACACCCGCCACCACGGUCGUGGCUGCGCCGGAAGUGAACACAGAGGUUUGGUCCCCCGACAUACCCUAUGCCCCAAUUCCAUUUGCACAGAGCUGUGAUCACGCCCACAUGCAGAUGACCCUGGCAAACACCUCGUCGCAAGCUCUCACCUACAAUGCCACCUACGAUGACAUGAUGCGGCCGGCGCAGGGCCCGGCCAACCCUUUCAAGCCAGUUGGACCCGGUAAUGGCAUCAAGCGGAAGAACGUCCCCACUGGAUUCGCGGAGGAGGCCGCAAUCAGCGAGUCGACUUUCGCGGCGCAACAUCGCACAUUUCAAAGCCUCGGCUACACACGCAACCCGACCCUGCCGGAUCAGUUCGUUGGGAAUAUGGACAAUGUGGCCCAGUACGGAGGCAAGGAUGUUGUUCAAAUGAAGCCCACCAAGGAGGCAUCGGCCGCAUUGCGGGCAAAGCGUCAAAAGAAGGGCGACUCCAGCAUUGUCGAAGGCGAGGGCGCAUACGUGGGGCCGUGGGCGAAAUACAACAAUGAGCAACGAUUUGACGAAUAUGAGGUCGGCGAGGAUGACGAAUACGAGCUGGCUAGUGAUGAAGAGCUUGUGGAAGAGGAUGAGACCUUGGCUACCUCGGCGCCCAUGCCGGCCAUGAGUAAAGAAGCCACCGACUACCAGGGCGACACAUCCAAGGUGGAAACGACCGAAUUCCACGGCUCUGAGCAGUUCGAUUACCAGGGCCGCACCUAUAUGCAUGUUCCUCAGGAUCUGGACAUCGACCUGCGCAAAGAGGUGGGCAGUAUCAAAAACUACGUGCCCAAGAAGCUGGUGCACACCUGGAAGUCGCACACCAAGCCCAUCACCUCUCUGCGCUUCUUCCCGAGAUCAGGUCACUUGCUGCUCUCUUCGGCCGCAGAUGGCAAGGCCAAGAUCUGGGAUGUUUACCACUCGCGAGAGCUUCUCCGCACUUUCUCCGGUCACAACAAGGCCAUUACCGACACCGAUUUCGACCCCUCAGGCAAGACCUUCCUUACAGGUUCAUUCGACCGGAAUAUCAAACUCUGGGACACCGAGUAUGGUAAGUGUAUUGGCCGGUUCUCGACUGGAAAGACGCCGCACGUUGUACGCUUCAACCCAGGCGCUGAGCACCGCCAUGAGUUUUUGGCUGGUAUGUCCGACAAGAAGAUCGUGCAGUUCGACACUCGCUCCGGCGAAUUGGUCCAGGAGUACGAUCACCAUCUGGCAGCCGUCAACACCAUCACAUUCGUUGAUGAUAAUCGUCGCUUCAUUACAACCUCCGAUGACAAGUCUUUGCGCGCUUGGGAGUACGGUAUCCCCGUCCCCAUCAAGUUCAUCGCCGAGCCAUACAUGUUCGCACUCACUCGCGCUGCCCCCCACCCUAAUGGAAAAUACGUUGCCUUCCAGUCUGGAGACAACCAGAUUGUUGUCUACGGCGCCACCGACAAGUUCCGUCAAAACCGCAAGAAGAGUUUCCGGGGUCAUAACACAUCCGGUUACGGUGUUGAUCUCAAGGUGUCGCCGGAUGGUCAGUUCAUUGCUUCGGGUGACAGUGGUGGCUUUGUUUGCUUCUGGGAUUGGAAGACGGGCAAGAUGUAUCACAAGAUCCAGGCGGGUGGGAAAGAAGGUGGUGCUGUCACUUGCUUGGACUGGCAUCCCCAAGAAACGAGCAAGGUGGUUACUGGUGGACUUGAAGGGGUCAUCAAAUACUGGGAUUAA